CGGGGCUCUGGCCGCCGCGGUGGUUGUGGCGGCUCAUUCGUAAAUGCCGCGGCUACUCGAUGGUGACUGUAUCAUUGGUUGGAGUGGUCUGAACCGCUGGCUCUUCGUGGAACGGUGCUGAAAGUCAGUAGGUGUUCUGGAUUUUCCAGUGUUUAAAAGGAUCUUUAGACGGAAAUGUUCCUGAUGCCAACCUCUUCAGAAUUAAACAGUGGGCAGAACUUCCUAACCCAGUGGAUGACCAGUCCUCGGGCUGGGGUCAUAUUGAAUCGAGGAUUUCCUACUUUGGAAGACGAGAAACAAGCAGUUACAAAUGUCUCUUCCAGCUUCCCGGUUAAAGCCACCCGCUUUUCCAACAGCUUCAGCAUUAGUAGUGAAGAGGGUUCAUUCCAGGAAGAAGAGAAGCUGGAGGCUGGAGGACUUUAUAAACUACAGUCAGAAAACUCCGAAGCCUAUGCAGUCUUUCCUCCAGUUAAAAAGGAACCAAUGGUGUCAUGUCAGGAUGCCCCUGGGUACCAGGAAGAUAACAAAAACGACUUUAUGCCUGAUCUUGCGAGUGAACUCAAAGAAGUGGCUAAUAAGAACCUGCUUUUUAAAAAACUGGAACAGCUGAAAGAAGUACAGCAGAAGAAGCAGGAGCAGCUGAAGAGGCAGCAGCUGGAACAGCUGCAGAGGCUCAUGGAGGAGCAGGAGAAGCUGCUCCUCAUGGUAUCUGGGCAGCACAUGCUUCCAGGUACACUACUGCCUGAUGACCAGAGCCAGAAGUAUAGAUCUCCAGGAAGUUUAGCCUUGGGAGAGAAAGCCACUCCCUUCCUGCCAUCACAUAGCUACGCAAAUCCAACCCAAGAAAACCCGCAUGCUUCCAACAUUUUACCUGAUGAACAAAGCAAUUUCUGUAGAGCUACUCAUCAAGAUUCUGUCUUAACUUCAAAAAAUGCUUCUGAUGUGUUUGAUGAGUCCCCAUAUCCAGAAGCACAUGUGAGAAUAACUGACUUAAAGGAAGAAAACCGUGACCAUCCUUCAGCAAUGAGACAGAUUCCUGCCAGAGAAUUGGUCUCAUCGAUGGUAGCCAACUCCUGGAGCUCACUUGGCUUUUCUGAUGGAUUUUCCCUACCUUCUGUCUUCUGUGUGCAAGGUGUUUUGCCAUGUUGGGAAAAGAGGAUGGGGAAGAGUCAGGAAGGGAAGGAUAUGAACUUACAAAAAAGUGGAGAUUCCUCAGAAGUGGUUAAUGUUGAAGAAAGGCCUAUCAAAGCUGCCAUUAGAGAAAAGAAGCAGACAUUUGAGGACUUUGUAGAAGAGCAGAUGCGGCUGGAAGAGCAAGAGCUGAAAGAGAAGCGGCUGCGGGAAGCAGAAGGACCAUUGCUAAUGAAAGCAAAACCCAAGCAACCAUUUUUAAAACGAGGAGAAGGUUUAGCUAGGUUUACUAAUGCUAAAUCCAAGUUUCAGAAAGGGAAAGAAAGUAAACUAGUGAAUAACAGCCAGAGCCCACCAGAGGACCAGUCAGUAUGUAAAGCAGACAGACAACACUUGCAGAGGAAAACUGCUCUCAUAAAUAAAGACCUGUGUGCAGAGACCCCCACUGUUAAAAGAGACAGUAAAGCUAGAACCAAGGCUGGCUCUGCCUCACUCAGUCAGAAAUCGAAAGUGACUAAGAUCAAUAUGAGGGAAAGUCUCUCUCCACCAGGACUGAAAGUACAGAUGGGGAAGAAAUGUGAUGGACAAUUUAGACACCAGGUCAAAUUAGAAAGAAAUGCACAAGCUAAUAAUAAGGAAAAUGUGCCUGUAUGUGUAAAGCCCUGUGAUUCUGGUUGCAAGGUGUGGAACAAGACACGGGGCAGAGAGAGACUUCCUCUUUCCACAGAGCCAGUUGACUGUGUGGCUUCUAAGAGCCUGAUGAAUGAGACAGUGAAAGAGACAGAAUCGUCCCUUGACAUUUCUCUUCAGAAAAAAUUAGAGAAUUGGGAACGAGAAAAAGAAAAGGAAAACUUGGAAUUAGAUGAAUUUUUAUUUUUGGAACGGGCUGCUGAUGAAAUAUCUUUUUCUAGUAAUUCCUCAUUUGUAUUAAAAAUCUUAGAAAGGGAUCAGCAGAUCUACAAAGGUCACAGGAUGUCGUCUACUCCUGUCAAAGCUGGGCAGCAGGAGAAGGCGCAUCAGAUGGAUCCCAGUGGGCAGAGUAACCGCAGUGAGGGUCCCCACCAGAGUGCUGCAUGUGAAAGGAAGAGUGAGGCCAUACUCCUGUCACUGGGUCCAGGGUCCUCACCCGAUGGUUUGAGGGAACUGUCCUGUAAGAUCAGUAAGAAAGCCUUCCCAACCAGCCCUUCUGACGGUCAGGGCCGAUGGGAUGCAAGCGAUGACGACAUGGUCAACAGUGCCAGUAGCUCUGAUUCUGAGGAGCAGCAUGAUGUUACCCUAAAACCAUCCACUGAGGCUGCGGAGAGGGUCUUCAGCAACAAAGAGGAUAGUCCACAAGUCUGCAGUGCUAAAGGACCUUUUAGGGACACCGGGACUCAAGAAGAUAAAUGGAGAGAUGCUGAUCUGGAUCUGUCUGAUAAAGAAUAUAGCAGCGAAGAGUCUGUCAUAGUUGAAAGCCUGAAAAAUAAAGUAUCUGAGCCAUCAAGAUUCCCCUUAUCUCAAGAUGUGAAUAAAAUUGACUUUGAUGAUGAAAGAUCUUGGACAGACCUUGAGGAGAAUUCAUACAAGCAUAAUGUUAUUCUCAGAGAUGAAGCCAUAUAUGGUACCCACCAGACACAGUACCCCAUUAAGAGUGAAGUAUGUAUUCUGGACAAAACAAUAAAAAGGAAGGUUGCUCCAGUCAAGAAAGGAGAAGACUUCAGCAAGUCCGACAGGAGCAGAAGCCCCCCUCCUCCAUCUGACUUGAUGAUGAAAUUCUUCCCUUCUUUGAAACCAAAGCCCAAAUUAGAUUCACACUUGGAAAAUGAACCCAAAUUAAACAUGAGUCAAGACCAACCACCAGGUGACAGUGUUCGAUCUCAGGUUUUGAGAGAGAAAGUUAUUGAACUGGAAUCAGAAAUAGAAAAAUUUAAAGCCGAGAACACAUCUUUAGCUAAACUUCGAAUUGAACGGGAAAGUGCCUUGGAAAAACUGAGGAGAGAAAUUGCUGACUUUGAGCAACAAAAGGCAAGAGAACUGGCUCGAAUAGAAGAGUACAGGAAGGAGGAGACACGGAAACUGCAGAAGGAACGCAAAGUCUUUGAAAAGUACACAGCAGCUGCAAGGACAUUUCCAGACAAAAAGGAGCGUGAAGAGAUACAGGCUUUGAAACAGCAAAUAACAGAUUUACAGGAAGAUUUGAAAAGAAAGGAGACAAAAUGGUCAAGUGCACAUGGUCGCCUCAGAAGCCAGAUAGAAAUGCUAGUCAAAGAGAAUACAGACCUCCGAGAAGAGAUAAAGGUAAUGGAAAGGUUCCGACUGGAUGCCUGGAAGAGAGCAGAAGCCAUUGAGAGCAGUCCCAAGGCCUGCCAGCAUAUGACAGCUACAAAAAAGGAUGACUGCAUGAACUCAUCUAUUCAAUUUCAAAAGAGUCAUGUUUCUUCUGGAGCCCCAGUAGAAAAAUAUAAGAAAAAGUAUUUGCCAGCACAAGGGAAUCCAUCUCGAAGAUCCAAGUCUAUGCCUCCUCGUGAUUUAGGCAGCUCGGAUAAAGGACAAGCUGCCUUGCCCAGAGAGCCUCGUGAACCAGUGAACUUCCCAGAUCUUGAAUAUAAAAAAAAAGAGGAAAAAGAGGAAGAAAUUCAGGGAGAAAUCAAUCAUCCUGAUGGAAAGGUAGAAAUGGUUUAUAAAAAUGGGUGCCGAGUUAUACUGUUUCCCAAUGGAACUCGGAAAGAAGUGAGUGCAGAUGGGAAGAGCAUCACCGUUACAUUUUUUAAUGGAGAUGUGAAGCAGGUCAUGCCAGAUGAGAGAGUGGUCUACUACUAUGCUGCUGCCCAGACCACUCACACCACAUACCCGGAAGGCCUUGAAGUCUUACAUUUCUCAAGUGGACAAAUAGAAAAGCAUUUCCCAGAUGGAAGAAAAGAAAUCACAUUUCCUGACCAAACCAUUAAGAAUUUAUUUGCUGAUGGUCAAGAAGAGAGCAUCUUUCCAGAUGGCACAAUUGUCCGAGUGCAACGUGAUGGCAACAAAAUCAUAGAGUUUAAUAAUGGCCAAAGAGAGCUCCAUACUGCCCAGUUCAAGAGACGAGAGUAUCCAGAUGGGACUGUUAAAACUGUCUAUGCAAACGGUCAUCAAGAGACAAAGUAUACAUCUGGCCGAGUUAGAGUGAAGGACAAAGAUGGUAAUGUUCUAAUGGACACAGAAUUGUAAAGAUCUUCGUGGGAUUAAUCAUGAACUAACACUAAGUGGUUUUUCUGUUCAGAGUACGUACGUUUCUUGUGUGUUCAGUUGUUUAAUUUAUAGUGUGUGUGUGUGUGUGUGUGUGUGUGUGUGUGUGUGUGUGUGUGUAUGUGUCUAAAUGUAAAAGAUUAUGUUUGAUUUUUAAAAUUAAAGUUUUACCACACAGUU
Peromyscus californicus insignis is the source of this 4515-nucleotide messenger RNA. RefSeq names its product centromere protein J (gene Cpap). Lineage: Eukaryota; Metazoa; Chordata; Mammalia; Rodentia; Cricetidae. The coding region runs from base 175 to 4317 and encodes 1380 amino acids. Gene Ontology annotation, biological process: centriole elongation; cilium assembly. Gene Ontology annotation, molecular function: tubulin binding. The record is from RefSeq and is a predicted model, not a curated record. Gene Ontology annotation, cellular component: centrosome; centriole; nucleus. The transcript is spliced from 18 exons.